AGUCAAUAGGCUAGCCGUAUGUAAACUACUCAUACGGAAAGAUUUACACAUUUACUUCCUAUCAUCUGAUUUUUCUAUGAAGAACAAGUAUAUCGAUAACCAUCAAUGUAUCCGUUCCAUCUGCGCACAUCUGUUCUGCCCACGUCUGUUCUGCGCAGGUACAAUAGCGACAAUUGACAUUAAGGUUCUAGAACGUCACAAAUCACUCGAUACGACGUUUACGCAGUGAACGGUCGUGUUUUGUUUACAACGUGCAAAACUUUUUGACUUUUGCAGCGAAUUGAUAAAAAAUCCAACUCGAUAAUAUGCCGAUUGGGUUUUUGUUGAGGAGAGCAUGGCACCUAUACCUGUUCGUCUGCGGUAUGUGUUUCUACUCCGCGGUAAUGAAGGCAGCUGUAGAGAGGCAGAUCAUCCCCCGCGAUAUCAUCGCACGCGAAUUUCUGGAUAAGCUUGAUGUCUAUGACACCAAUAGUGAGCAGUGGAGAAUCUACCCGGUGGCAAAUGAGGAGAUCUUUCUACGGGCGUACUUACGUCCUGCCAACGAGACCCACUACAGCAGAAUCGUGGGUUGUGAUCUCUACAGAGAUGAACACAGGGACACUAUGGUGAAGAGGCUGACGGCCGGGGGGACAGACCCAGGACGGGUCAACAUGGCCAAUUCAUCCGACUCAUGGCGGUUCUCCUAUUUAUUACAUGCCUGUAAACACGUGAGAUUGCCGAACUUUGACUUCGACGUGCCUCCCGUCGAAGAGGAAGCGCCUCCCUACCACCCUAUUACCUGGCUUCAGCUCGCCAGGAAUAUCCGUGACUGGACCAAGGACUACCUUCGCGAGGCUUUCGCUGAAGAUCCGGCAGACACCUACACCGGAGAGGAACCUAGACCGCUCAUGUGGUCUGAGUUAAUCCACGAUAUCUACAAAAAUGUGGUGGAAUGGUUCUCGCCGGAAGAUGAGAACUCAACCGACGCUGCUAACACCCCGCUCCAAGCCGGCAAUACUCAUUAUACUGACCCCGCUGAGACCGAUGCGUCCUCUGUCACGUGGUCUCACCUGUGGACCGAGAUGGGGAACAAAGUGUCCGGCGUCACCGCGAUGUUUUUGUCAGAGGCGCCUGAUGACUCUGCAACCGACGGAACACCUGAAAUCGACCCUGCCGACCCUGAGCCCACAGGAGGAGUUUGGGCUGCACUUCAGGGUUUGUGCACGGACCUGAUGAACCGCCUCCCCUCAUACCGGUCAGACAAUACGGACAGGUCUGAUGACAACAAGGAUCCCUGCACGGAGACAGACUUUGCCGAGGGCAAGGCGGAAUCACAGGGAGGUACCGCCAGUCACUCCUAUUUCUCCCGAAUCUACUGGCCGUGGGCGAGUGAUGAAGAGACACCAGAACCUGAUGUUCAAGAUGGUGAGCUGUCUAGUGAUGAAGUAAUCUAG
Branchiostoma floridae (Florida lancelet) is the source of this 1433-nucleotide messenger RNA. RefSeq lists its product as uncharacterized. The record is from RefSeq and is a predicted model, not a curated record. NCBI's taxonomy places the organism in Eukaryota, Metazoa, Chordata, Leptocardii, Amphioxiformes, Branchiostomatidae. The coding region runs from base 306 to 1433 and encodes 375 amino acids. The transcript has 7 exons.